This is a messenger RNA of Gongylonema pulchrum, 443 nucleotides long. The record is from the annotation of a GenBank genome assembly. NCBI's taxonomy places the organism in Eukaryota, Metazoa, Nematoda, Chromadorea, Rhabditida, Gongylonematidae.
AUGUCCUCAUCAAUACCCCCACCAGUGGUACCCAACACUAAAUCAGAAUCACCGCCUGAUUCUCCGCAAUACGUGAUACCAAUAACACCAAAUUUGCCAAAAUCUCCGCCCGAUUUCAAUGGUACCAGAAGUUUCGAUCACAAUGACCCGAAAUAUCAGUGCUGCUGCCGCCAUAUGCAUAUCACUUUGGCAGCCCGAGUGGUCUCGGUGGCUUAUUUAUGCGGUGCAGUGCUCAAUGUCUUCCUGGCUAUUGCUACACAAGGUACCACUCUAGCAUUCUAUUCCGUUGCAUCGUUCGCAUUCGCUCUCGCAAUCUUCGGCACACUAAUUUAUGGCAUUUUCAAGGAAAAACGUCCUUUCAUUCUGCCAUACAUGAUUUUUCAGGUAAAUUUACUUUCUGCGCUGUGUGAUAAUUUUACAGAAAGUCAAUUUUUCGUCUAAGA